Molecule: messenger RNA, 1545 nt
Organism: Hansenula anomala
Lineage: Eukaryota; Fungi; Ascomycota; Saccharomycetes; Phaffomycetales; Wickerhamomycetaceae
Exons: 1
Coding region: 1-1545 (514 amino acids)
Biological process (GO): transmembrane transport
Cellular component (GO): membrane
Molecular function (GO): transmembrane transporter activity
Source: RefSeq, a predicted model, not a curated record
AUGGGGUAUAAACAAGAGUUGAAGAGAUCAUUCUCAACUUUGCAAGUGUUUGGUAUUUCAUUUUCUAUCAUGGGGUUGCUACCAUCUAUAGCUACCGUACUGGGAACUGGUAUAACAGGGGGGCCUGUUAGUUUGAUUUGGGGUUGGUUGUUAGGUGGUAUAUUCAUCAUGACAAUUGGUAUUGGUAUGUCAGAGCUUGCAUCUUCAUACCCAACAUCUGGUGGUUUAUAUUUCUGGACUUUUCAUUAUGCACCAAUGAAAUAUAAAGUUGCAUUAUCAUUCUUCAUUGGUAUCACCAAUUCUUUAGCACUAACAGCUGCUUUAUGCUCAAUCACUUAUGGAUUAGCAGAAAAUAUACUGGCAUGUGUUGCAGUUGCAGUUGGUGAUUCGUUUACAAUAACUAAUGGAAUUACGUAUGGUGUAUUUGCAGCUUGUGUCAUCUUGCAAACAGGUGUUACUUGCUUGGCUUCAUCUGCUGUUUCAAGAUUGCAAAGUUUAUCCAUUUAUGUUAAUGUUUUUUUGGUUAUUUUGUUUUUGAUUGUCCUUCCAAUUGGAACUCAUAAUACUCGUGGUGAAUUUAAUGAUGCAAAAUAUAUAUUUGGAGAUUUUGAAAAUUUUAGUGAUUGGAGUAAUGGUUGGACUUUUUUCCAAUAUGGUUUUGGAUCUGUUGUUUGGACUGUCGGUGCAUUUGAUUCAGCUGUUCACAUGUGUGAAGAGGCCACUGAUCCAACAAAAGCUGUUCCAAUAGGUAUCUGUAUGUCAAUAGGUGUUUGUGUGGUUAUUGGAUUUAUAAUCAACAUUGUAAUUGCAGCGUGUAUGAUUCCAGAUAUUGAUGCUAUUUUGAAUAGUUCCACAGGCCAACCAUUGGCUCAAAUUUUUUUAGAUCUUUUGGGUAAAAGAUGGACCAUUGCAUUCAUGUCUUUGAUUGCAGUUGGUCAAUUUUUGAUGGGAGCGAGUACUUUAACAGCGAUUUCAAGGCAAGUUUGGGCUUUUGCUCGUGAUGAUGGAUUACCAUUCUCUGGAUUUAUUAAAGUUGUUAAUAAGAGAUUACAAGUUCCAAUUAGAUCAAUUAUUUUCAGUUCUAUUGUUGCAUUAAUACUUGGUUUAUUAUGUCUUAUUGGUACUACAGCUGCCAAUGCAUUAUUUUCUUUAUCAAUCAUGGGUAACUAUAUGAGCUGGGUUGCGCCUCAGAUAUUAAGAUUUUGCUGUCCAAAAUCUGCAAAUUUUGAACCAGGGAAAUUUUAUUUAGGGAAAAUUUGGUCACCAAUAGUAAACUGGAUUUCUAUCAUCUUCCAAUUGUUUAUUAUUGUAAUGGUUUGUUUGCCAGAUAACAAGGCAGUUGAUCCAAAUACAAUGAAUUACACAAUUGUUGUCAAUGGAGGUACUUGGAUUUUAUCAAUGGCCUAUUUUUACCUUUACAAGCAUAAAACAUACAGUGGACCAAAAUCUAACUUGGAUGAUGAUGAUGUAUUGACAGGAACUGAAGUUGAACUGAGCAAUGUUACUGAUGCAAAGAUGCUGAGCUCAAAAGGUCAAUCUGGAUAG